AGCACACAGUCUGCGCAGGGUGGUAUGAAAUAAGCAGAACAAUUGAUUUUUGAUUAUGAAUGAAAUGUAAUAAUUUCAAACUGUCAAAUGAUAUGGCCUAGCAGUACCCCAUAGUGAAUUGUUGUGAUUUGCAGAGAUUGGCUUGAUUGGCUUAAAAAAGUGACACCAAAGAAAACGAAUUGAUGUUCGUGUCGUACAGGAGAUAAAAUAUCAGGUUCAAGCCUCUUACCACCGAGAGUUUUCCAUUGCAUCUGCUUAGCUUCUCGCUCAUUUGCAACGGGGGGCCAGCACAUCCGUCUCGGAUUCGGUGUGCCAGUCAGGAAAGGGGUGUGCCAGCAGUAGCGUAGAUGUUGCCGAAACACAGCAAAAUGCCAGCUAUUAAGGAUAGUCACAUCGUGAAGAUUGCGGUCGAGUAUGUGGACAACACGCCACAGAUGUACCCGCAGUUGAUCGAAUUUGACCAGCGGCAACCGCUCAGUGCGAUUAUUCAGAAUCUGUGCAGCUCCUGGGGCAUACCGGAUGCGGAAAGCUACGCCCUUCAGUUCGAUGGUAUCAACUACGUGACGGAAAAGAACCGUAACGAGGUGAAAAAUGGCACGGUGCUAAAGUUGCGCUUUUCACCUUCUAAAACGACCAACGACAUUCUAGAGAAGUUGCGAAGCGGCACCGACGAUGAGAAGGUGACCGAACUGAAAGAGCUGCAGGUGCUGAGUGCGGACAAUACGUUUGCGUUGGAGUUUAUCAAGGAGCAAGGGUUGCGCCUAAUCAUUGCGCUGAUUGAGGACGCGGAGUGUGAGGAACGCAUUCUAGACUUGGCACUCUGUUCAUUCGUACAGCUAAUGGAACACGGUACGAUCUCGUGGGACAUUCUGGAACCAUCGUUCAUUAUGCGCAAUGUGGCGUUCAUAAAUGGUCCGUCAAAGCCGGAAAUCAUUCAAUCAGCUCUUUCAAUCCUUGAAAAUAUUGUACAGAGCAGCAAUAAGUAUGCCCUAGUGGAGAAGGAAAUUACGCUUGAAACACUGUUGAAGCUGUUGCGUGAUGCAUCCCGGACGCAGGUGCAACAGAAUACAAUUGCGCUGCUGAAUGCGCUGUUCAUCAAGGCGGACGAUACAAAGCGACGCUUGUUGGCGGCAACGCUUGGUUCCAAGCAGUAUCGGAGUGUUAUCAAUAGUGUGAUAACGCCGUCGAUGGGUGCUGAAAUGGCGCACCAGCUGUAUGUGCUGCAAACGCUUACUUUGGGAUUGCUGGAGCAGCGCAUGAAAACCGCCAUGGACGUACAGGAUCAGGACGCGCAGGAGAAAAUAAAAGAGCUCCGUCGUAUAGCAUUCGAGGCGGACGGUGUCGAUCCAAUGCCGGAUGUGACUGCGCGGCGUCAGCAUGGUUCGUCCUACUCGAGCCACUACAAAAAGCUGGGCUUUAAGUGUGACAUCAAUCCGGCGCAGGAUUUUUUCGAAACACCACCCGGCACACUGGCACUGGAUUGUAUGAUCUAUUUCGCACGUAACUACACGCAAAGUUACACAAAAGUGGUGCACGAAAACAGUUGCCGGGCGGACGAACACGAGUGUCCGUUCGGGCGCACCAGCAUCGAGCUGGUAAAGGUGCUGUGUGACAUCUUCCGCAUCGGCGAAUCGCCGUCCGAGCAGGGGCAAGAGUUUUAUCCCAUGUUUUUCACGCACGAUCACCCAUUUGAGGAGUUUUUCUGCAUCUGCAUCGUGGUGCUGAACAAAACGUGGAAAGACAUGCGUGCCACGACGGAAGAUUUCGUGAAGGUGUUUUCGGUGGUACGGGAACAGAUCGUGCGGAGCAUCGUUGGUCGGCCGGCCAGUCUGGAAGACUUCAAGGCGAAGAUUCACACCUUUACGUACAACACCAUCACGACACUGCGACAGCAGGAGCGCACCUCGCGCGAAGAGUGCGAAUCAACCGCAUCGGCAAUAGUGAGCUUGAAGAAGAAAAUAACGCCCGAAAUACGGGCACUAAUCAAGGAGCAGCGCUUGGGGUAUCUGAUCGUAGGUACACGCUUCUGCAAGUACUCUGGCGGUAAGCGCGAACGGGACAAGUAUUGGUACGUUCGACUGUCUCCCAACCACAAGGUCAUUCACUACGGGGACUGUGACGAGAAGACAGUCCCAACGCUGGAGGAACUCUCGAACAAACUGCCCGUAAUCGACAUCCGUCAGAUGCUGGUGGGGAAAGAGUGUCCCCACAUGAAGGAAAUGCGCUCGAAGAAAGCGUCCACCCCGCUAGGAUUUUCGCUCGUGCCGGAAAGCAGCGAGCAACCGACGCUGGACUUUAUCGCACCGGAUGAGGCCACGUUCAACUACUGGACGGACGGUAUCAAUGCACUGCUUGGGCAGCCGAUGACGAGCAAGCAGCAGGAAGAGGACUUUGAAACGUUACUUUCGAUGGAAAUCAAGCUCCGGUUGCUCGAUACGGAGGGGGUAGACAUUUCGAAGGAUCCACCAGCGAUCCCCCCGGAGCCGGAAAACUACGACUUUUGCUUCGACAGUUAAGCGGUUUUGCAACCACAAAAAAUGAAAGCGUAACUAUAAAAUUAAACCAAAGUUUUUGUGACACAAAACAAAACUAAAAUUAUCAGACUAGAAGUUUCGAACAUUAUCCACACGGUUUGCUUUCAAUUUGGACAGGUAUGUUUUCUCUUCCAUAUCUUAUACAUCGUAUCGAUUGCACGAUAAGAUUGUGUUCUAAGGAAUCUGUGCUAAUGGUUUUCUAUCUGUGUAGAAAUGCAGUGAUGCAAUUCAGGCAAAAUAGUUAUUCUAAGUGUGUUAUCGGUAUCAUAUAGCAAAAACAACCAAAUAUUCCAUGCAAUAUUUUUACCGUACUCAAUUUCCCUUACUCUAACAACAGCAUCAACACGUGCGCGAACGUAUUAUUUUAUUAGUUUUACUGAAAGAGUUCUAUUCGAUGAUCCGUUGAUUUGCAUUUACGCUGUGGAAUACAUCAAAUAUGGAGAGCAGAAUGGCAUGAGGAGAUGAGUUGGUGGAUAGCGUAAGACAAACUUUAUAAGCAAAUAGCCAAAAUUAUGUAGACUUAUCCAACAAUGGAAAUGCUUGGACAAGAAAAGCAAUGUGAGGCAAUCUUCCCUUGGAUACGGUAAUAAAAGUAUAUACACUUUUUAUAUCAAAGUAAAAAGAAA
Molecule: messenger RNA, 3160 nt
Organism: Anopheles funestus (African malaria mosquito)
Lineage: Eukaryota; Metazoa; Arthropoda; Insecta; Diptera; Culicidae
Gene: Ced-12
Product: engulfment and cell motility protein 1
Exons: 2
Coding region: 348-2516 (722 amino acids)
Biological process (GO): actin filament organization; cell motility
Cellular component (GO): plasma membrane
Source: RefSeq, a predicted model, not a curated record